This is a messenger RNA of Helianthus annuus (common sunflower), 912 nucleotides long. RefSeq names its product sporozoite surface protein 2-like. The record is from RefSeq and is a predicted model, not a curated record. Bases 1 to 912 code for a protein of 303 amino acids. NCBI's taxonomy places the organism in Eukaryota, Viridiplantae, Streptophyta, Magnoliopsida, Asterales, Asteraceae. The transcript has a single exon.
AUGGCACCUACAUCAAAACAAGCUACACCACCUUCUUCACCAUCUCACCCCGGUGUCUCAACUAAACCGCCAUCCCCAUCCACAACAUUACAACCCACCUCUCAACCGUCAUCUCCGCAGCAUGUACACCCAUCUGAUAACCAUCAAAUAACAUCCAUGGAGCAAUCAAGUGAGCAUUCUGAUUCAGAAUCACAUACACAACACAAUCAUCAUGACAACCAUGAAGCCAGUAGCACAACCAGCAAUGUUCCAAACACACCCGAAACCAAACCAAUGCUUUCACACCCACAUGACAUAAUCCCAGUACCAGAAUCUCCUAAAAACCGUAAACCAGACGGGCCACAAACCAUGCAUACAAACCUGCCAGAUCAACUCUUUAACGAAAAACCCGCGAUUAUUACACUUGCAGGCGAUAAUAGAGGGACAACCAUGCAUAUAGGUUCUGGUGCAACGAAACGAGAAAAGUCGAUCCAUAUUCUCAGAAGGUAUAAAGCCAACCCUGAAGAAAGCACAGACACUGUUACUGACGACGAAGAAGAAAAGGAGAAUGAUUCAAAACCCGAUGAAAACGAAGAAAAAUCUUCAUACAUCAACUGCAACAUUCAGGGUAUCAACAACUCGAUGGUGUUCAAUUGCUCGAUUACAGAAAGGAGUCCUGGAGUUCAUUUCGGGUCGUGUAACGAGAAUGUGAAGAAACCGAAAAGGAUGUAUAUAAAGUCAACUGAUAUGAAGAAACUCAAAGUCAACGGUAUGCCGUCACAGAAGCAGACAGUUAGAAGGAGGUGUCUUAGAGGUCUGUUCAUGGAGUCGAGCGAGUCUGACCCGAAUGAUCCACAUACGCCUAGGCGUCAUGGCUGCCGUUAUGUUCCGGGAGAUAAAAGUAACAAAGAUGACAAAACGGAUGUUGUUUGA